CUGCCUUACACACACACACACACACACUACUCGUCCCCGUCUCUCUCUCUCUCUGAGAAGCUUUGGGGUUAGUUACUGCAGUACUGCUCAGCUUCAGAGCUGAAGGGGAGGGGUGGUUCUCCCUCUCUCUCUGAACCUCGUCAGUCUGAGUAGAACACUGAUAGUAUCGGACACAGCGGGGACAACUCUCCCACCACAUUAACUGUGCAGCAGCGUGUGUGUUCGUUCGUGUGUUCGUGUGUGUGGUAGCGCUAAAGGGAGAGGGCUAAGUGUGUUCCAGGAAAAAGGAGGAGUGUGUAAAAGGAGAAGCAGCACCAUUCUGGCUGUGUUUUCUCUCAGUGUACAGAGGGGCUGGAUGUCUGGAGGUUUUCAGAGGAGAGGCUCUGAAGAGUAUGGACUCCACUCCAUUGACUGAACUAAAGGGUCAGUUGAAGGGGCCUUAGAAUGGGACCACUCCUCACUUCCUCACUUGUCCAAAAGUGCACUUCAAUAUCUACCUCUCAGUGACUCCUAGGCCUAUAGGGACUGCUGACUACUUAUCACUGGUAUUGCGCUGAUCUGAGUCAGCUUUAAACACCUUGCUCAGUAGACGUCUGCCCACAUAGGUAACCAGUUGUAAGCAUGGAGUUCUCCGUUGUUUGACCUUGUUUUGAGGUCUUCAGCAGUUAGCAACAUCAGCUUUCCCCACGCACUCUCGGAGACCAGAGAUGAGUGUGUCUCAGCCCGGGGAACGCGUCCCCGUCGGGGGCAUGAAUGGCUCCGGAAUGAGGCUCCCCCUCCUCUGCACCGGCGACCAAAAUGGCAAUGCUUUCCCUGUCUCCUCUUCCUCCUCCUCUUCCUCCCCAGACUCCCUGCAGAGUCUGAGCAGCCUGGACGUCGACAUGGAAUGCGUUAUGUCGACCCAAAUCAAAAUGGCCGCUGUCUCACCCGCUGCUGAACUGCCUCAGACUGAGUUCUCUGAAUCCAACGACAACUCUGUGUCCGUCUACCUGGACGCUGAUGAGGACUCCUGGAACGACAACCUGACCCUUGCCAUGAGCAUUGCUGGGAUACGGGAGCAUAGCAACGGUAGCCAAGGCGAUCUCCAUGACAACGUUAACAGUGUGGCGAGCAACAGCGGUGGGAGAAGGGACUCUUCCCCGGACUCUGCGGCCACGGAGAUCCCAGGUGACGAGGAUGAUGUUGAAGAUGAUGAGGAAGGGUUUUUCCUGUCGGUGAGCUCGGACAUGGUGAUGAGGAGAAUCAGCCUGAUCGACUCGGAGCGGCGCCCCUGCAGCGGGGUGUCCAUCCUGGAGGACUCGGACACGGCCUCCCCCUCCACCACGGCUCCCAUCCAGGCUCCACUCUCCGCCCCAUUGCCUGACCUCUGUAAGGGCCUUGAGGGGAGAAAGAGUCCUCAUGCUGGGACCAUCACCAUGGAACUCCAGAACCUCCAGACUGGGGCUAGCAGCUCACCGGGUCUGCCCGAUAGAGAGGCACUUCAGGUGGGGGUGGAUCUGCCCGAGGAGGCCUGCACUCUGGAUGUUCUCCCCAUGGUGGAGGCAGUGGACACCGAGCCUAUUGUGGCACUAGAGGUUCUUCUCAGUGAGAUUAUAGUGUCUCCAGAUUCUGAAGGCUUCACUGUAGUCUCCCAGACCUCCACCUCAGUACAAGUCUCCAAGGGUGUGGAUUUGGCAGUGUCCCCCUUUACCGUUCCCCAGUCUCCAAACAAAGGGUCCAAAGGUGCGAGCCCCGCCUUCCACAAGACCAAGGAACACCCAUGUGCAACUCGGGUCAAACCGAACGCCGCCAUCGCCAAGACGGCGGUCAUCACGACAUCCAAACCUGGUAGGACCGACGUCAAGAGGUUCCCCAAACCCGACCUGAAGAACGUCAAGUCUAAGGUCAUGUCCAGGCCCGCCUCUACAACCAGAACAGCUAAUCAGACGCAAGGAAAAACUCCUCCGGCCAAUGAAAAGAAAGCCCCAGACGGAGUCAAAAGGCAAAGGUCAUCUUUGGAUCAAACUAAAGUAGCUUCGCUGAAGCCGAGCCCCAAACCCAGACCCAAUCAAAACACAGAGCCCAGAGUCUCUAACCAAUCUGAGAAGAGGAGGAAGGGCACUUUAGUCAAUGGCAUUCGCUCCACCUCCAGCAGCUCUCUGGGUUCAGAGUUGGCUGUGGAUGGGCACCGUUGGACGCCUGGGGAGGGUCUCCCAAAUGGAGAAGAGGGUACUACAGGAGUGUGCACUACAGAUGACACUACAGAGGGAGCAGGUGGUGAGACACCUGUAGAACAAAGGAGAAGAAAUGGCACAAAGGUCUCCUCCAAGCUGGGGCCCUCAUCAGUCAGACAGCUGCCCCAGGUCAAGGGCAGGGGGGCCGGGGGAGCGAGCAACACCGGGGGACCCUCCCUGUCUCCCACUUCUCCAGCUCCAGUAGGAGGGAGUUUUGGCUCCAGGCUGCCCCCUCCGGCUCCUCCUACGACGGGGAAGGACGGCCAGACCACUGGGAGUGUGUCUCCACCGAGAGGACGACCAAGUCAGACAGCUGGUAUCCCCAAGCCACGUGUCACAGACAGACCCUCUGGAUUGCCUGCGCCUACUGUGGUGACCUCUAACCCAAAGCCAUCCGUCAACCAGGGCUUAGGUGCUGCUCGCCCUUCGGCUGCCAUCGCCGCCGCAUCCAAACUGCCCGUGAAGAACCUACCCACAAGCCUUAGCUCCUCUUCUCUGGGCAGCGCCGCCAGCGAGAGUAAUGGAUCUUCAGCAGCCCCCAGCAAACUCCCAGCUCCAGUGGUGGGGGGCUGUAAGCCAGAUGAGAGGCCCAGCCAGCCUACAGCUCCAGGGGGAACCCAGGGGUCGAUUAAGGCCCCCACCACUACCAGGCCACUGGGGUUCCGAACCAGAGCCCCCUCACUACCAGGGAGAAGCACUGCAACAGGGCUGAAGACUCCAGCGGUGACCAGCCAGGUAGCAGGCAAGCAGGCCCAGAACCCCCUUCAGAGGGCCGGCUCGGCCAGAUUCAACCGCCCCGCAGCUGCUGCCACAGUGGACAAGAACAAGGCUCGGGGGGCGCCGUUGGCGAGGACCCUCUCCCAGACCAGCACCACUACUCAGGUAGGAGGACCCAGCCAACCCCAGCCACCCCAACCAGACCUGGUCCCAGUCCCUGCCGUCCCUCUCCCAGUCCAGGGACCAGCGGUCUCGGCAUCCCGCCCGGCCCGGGCUCUAGUGGAGGCUAAGCCGGCCACGGUGGCCCAGUACCGUGCCCAGUGUGAGAAGAAGACCCAGAGCCUUCAGCAGCUCCGACGGCUCCUGGAGCAGGGCAACCGUCGGAUAGAGGCCCUGGCUACCGUGGUGCAGCACCUCUUCACCGAGCGUGAAGAGACAUUGAAGCUGAAGAAAGGACUGUCCCUGGAGCUUUCUACCCUGCGCGAUGAGCUCAUCUCCUCGUCCCAGUGCUGUGAGCGGCUGCAGAAGGAGAAGGAGGAGGUGCGGGUGUCUCUGGAGGUGGUGGUGCGGAGGGUCCAGAGGGAUCACCAGGCUGAGCUGACCGGCCUGGAGGAGAGGCUCAAGGCCUUCUACCAGGCAGAGUGGGACAAGGUGCACCAGGCCUAUCAGGAGGAGGCAGACAAAUGCCGCGCCCUCAUGGAGCAGCAGCUGGAGGAGAUGAGGAGCAGACAGGAGACUCUGAGGAGAAACUCUGAGGCCAGCCACGCUCAGCAGAUGGACACGCUCAGACUGACCCACGACACCGCUGUCCAAGAGCUCAGGAAAACUCUGGAACAGGACUUGGAGAACCUGGACAAAACACUAAAGGAAACGGAGGCCACUCUCACUGAGAAAAUCCAGGACCUCACGUUGGAGAACGAGGCGCUGAGCGAGAAGCUGCGAGCGGAGGAGGAGAGGAGGAGGAUUCUGGCAGAGAAGAACCAGAAGGACUCCCAUGUGUUGUAUCUGGGACAGGAGCUGGAGAGUCUUAAGGUGGUUCUGGAGAUAAAGACCAAACAGCUUCAUCAACAGGACAAGAAACUCAUGCAGAUGGACAAGCUGAUGGAGAGCAACGUGAAGCUGGAGGAGCGUCUGAACAAAGUCCAGCAGGAGAACGAAGACUACAGGGCCCGCAUGGACAAACACACCGCACUCUCCAAGCAGUUGUCCAGUGAGCAGGCCAUGCUGCAGCAGACCCUGCAGAAGGAGUCCAAGGUCAACAAGCGUCUCUCCAUGGAGAAUGAGGAGCUGCUGUGGAAGCUGCACAACGGAGACCUGGCCAGCCCCCGCCGCCUCUCGCCCUCCUCGCCCUUCCACUCGCCCGGCAACUCGGCUUCCUUCCCCACCGCCGCAGCCCCACUCUCGCCCAGCAGAUAACCCAAACUGGAUUCCAAGGGGAGAGAGAGAAAGAGAGUGUGUGUGUGGGGAGAGUGUGUGAGUGUUUGUGUGGAUACCCCGUCCAACACACCCUAGAGACAACCCCCCUCUACAGUCCCUUACCUCCUACCCCCCAGAUCACCAACCCCAGCCUCUCAAGGAGACAAAGCUAUUCCAAAUGUGGAUGGACUACUUCAUAUGAUGACGCUGCAGUAUUGGCUUCUGCCCACAAUGACUUGUACAGACGUUUUCUUUGCUCCCAGAAAGAGAAGACAAUGUUGCACAGAUGCACUUACUUAAAGCGUGGGACAAUUCUGCCUUCGUUCUUUUUUGCCUGAUUUCUCUCACUUUUUUUCCCCUCAACAGAGAGAAAGAACAGGCAACUUAAACCUCAGGGUUUGUACAUAGCUUCUCAGCUCGUUUUGAUUCUCCUUCUUUUAUUUGUGCAUCAUGUUCCCCGCUCCCCAAAUAAAGUUUGUGCGAAAAACCUUGAAUGUCGUUUUGAAAAUGUUAAAAUGGUAUAGGCCAGAGACGGAAGUGGAAGUGAGACAUCGCAUUCCCUUUUUUUCUGGUUCAUAUACAGUCAAUGAAAAAAAAAUCUAUGGUAAAUGGCCUGAGUGGGGCAUCUUCAUUUAUCCGCCAUCUUUGGUAUAGACAUUUAGGGUGACUUAUUGAAGAGCAGAGCUUUAUCCAACAAGCUUUUGACCCGUUGUAUAAACAGUCUCUAUCUGGGCGCGGAUAUUCAGUUAAAGUGAACUUUAAUCCCAACCCUUCAUAUCUCUACCGCAGUAGCGUGCCGUGGUUCUGGGGCCUGGGCCUUCAGUGAAGUCCUACACAGUCCCACCCGAAUUAAUCCACCUCUUAUUACCAUCAUUAUGAUGCCAUGGCUCUAGACACUAUACAUUGAGACAGAAACGCAGUAUAACCAGGCUUUGCGUCACCUUGAAAUUGACAUUUUUAUUCAGAGAAUUGCAGGGGAAGAGUACAAUACCUUUUCAUUGUGCAGCUUCGUUGCCCUGCGCGCUUGUUCGUUGAGCUGUAGAUCCACUCGGGUGUCCCCAAAAGUUGUCAAAAGCACCAUUGUUUGUAAGUGCCCAGCCGUACUUUGGUGUCUUGUUGCUGCCUUGGUUAGACAACUCAGGUUUGCAAAGCCAGUGUGGCUCUAAACACCAAAUCGAUCACUUGCAAAUAAUAGGCAUUCCCAGCAGUACAGUUUGCAGUGCUUCUCGGAGUCUGUCUUUGUAGUGUCGGCUUUGUAGCGUCGGCGUCUACCUCUCCUGACAAUGUCUAACUUUUCUUGAAAAGUUUGUCUUGAGAAUGGCGUUAUAAUUAUAUCCUCGACCAAAUCGAUAUCUUCUCCUUCCGCCAUUGUGGGUUGAAAAAACAGCUUAGUAGUAAUUUCAGUUUCCUAGUUCUGAGACCUGCCCAUAUAGGACCUGCCUCUCAAUAUUGGUAAUCCAAUCAAAAGACGUGCAGGUACUACGCCUGCUAGCUGGCUCCUGUGUAACACUGGAACCAGCCAGCAGGCGUACAAUAGCCAACUCUAAAGCUGAUUGGUUGACACACAAUUUUAAUUUCCAUUCAUUUUAAGCUACAAGCGCCCGCACUGUUGAUUCUGAAGGCCUGAGGGCAGAUUUUAGACCCCUGGCAACACAUGAUGGCUGAAUAUGAUUGGAUAAAAUAUCUAACAUAAAGACCAGCCCUCCAAAUCUCAACCUGGGGCUGGAAGCAGUGCAACCAAGAGGAACGCUAUGAAAUGAAGAGUGUAACUCUUACUCUGGGGAAUAAUUUAAUACAUAUUUGUGGGAAAAUAUAUAUAUUUUUUAAAUAUUCUGAUGAUGUUUAGGCCAGCAGAGAAGGCCUUGCUGGCCCUGACGGCCCACCACUGCUCUACCGUAAUAAAAGUGUGGAAUGUAUUUACCCAUCUGUGCUUUAUCGCUCAGAAGGUUCCCAAUCCAAAACUCCACAACUUUGUGUUGAGCCAAUGUUCUCUCAAACCUCUCCACGUCUCCAAGAAUGCCUCAAACUGACCAUCAUUUUGUUUCAUUUUAAAAGGUAAAUAAACAAACGAUUUAAAAAAAAA
Messenger RNA from Oncorhynchus masou masou (cherry salmon), 6429 nucleotides. It is a transcript of the gene mtus1b, whose product is annotated as microtubule associated tumor suppressor 1b. Gene Ontology annotation, cellular component: nucleus; cytoplasm. The coding region runs from base 708 to 4346 and encodes 1212 amino acids. The record is from RefSeq and is a predicted model, not a curated record. Gene Ontology annotation, molecular function: microtubule binding. The transcript is spliced from 15 exons. Lineage: Eukaryota; Metazoa; Chordata; Actinopteri; Salmoniformes; Salmonidae.